Leptopilina boulardi is the source of this 4291-nucleotide messenger RNA. Its product is annotated as zinc finger CCCH domain-containing protein 18-like. The record is from RefSeq and is a predicted model, not a curated record. NCBI's taxonomy places the organism in Eukaryota, Metazoa, Arthropoda, Insecta, Hymenoptera, Figitidae. The transcript has 8 exons. Gene Ontology annotation, molecular function: metal ion binding. The coding region runs from base 603 to 4040 and encodes 1145 amino acids.
CUGUGAAAAUCAGGCAGUUUUUAUUUUAGUAAGUACGCAAUCAGCAAAGCAAUUUUAUAACGAAGAGAAAAAUUCAUAAAUGGCGUUAAAAAACGUGAUUGACCUUGUGAGGAACUAGAAUCUUCGUGGAACGAGGAGAGAAGCAUAUUGAAUUCUUUUCAUUUUUCUCAAUAAAUCAACAAUUACAAGACGGUUUCACAUUCCCAACGCGAAUUUCGCAAAGUCCGGAUUGGCUGAGGUACUCGGGUUUUUAAUACCUCCUGGGUGACGCCGGCCGCCCUUAAUUUGGAGCCUUGAACCUACCAUAAAAUAAGGCCCUAAAAUCCGACGAAGGUUGAAAAGUUCACUCGUUAUAAGAGUUAUACCUAGUGACGUACAAAAAAAAAAGUAAAAGUAAAAACAGUUCGCAGUUAUAACAGUUUUUCUUAGUUUGUGUUGUGUUCAAGUUGAAAAAAAAGUAAACAGUUCGUGUUAUAGUAUACCUUUAAAAAAAAGUCUACAUUUAAUCUGUGAAAAAAAGUAUAGUAAAAAGUAUAUAAAGUAUCAAAAGAAAAAAAAGUCAAUCAGUUUCCGACGUGCUAUAAAAAAAUGUCUCACACGACAUGGAUCGCGCGCGUUGCACCUUCAAGAGCGAUUACCGCAUGGGCUCUUUUCGAUCCAGGCUAAACAUGUCGGACUCCAGUUCUGACAAUUCAUCAUCCGAGGACUAUGAGGAAAGUCGUAGAAGUGUCUCACCGGAUACAGUAGCUUCACAAUCACCACGACGUUCAACUCAUUCGGACCGAAAGACACCCUCAACUGAGGCAUCUUACAAUGCUCGCUCGUCUGCUUCUCCAUUAUCAAAUCGUGGAUCUAAAUCGCCAAGAACUUCAAAAAAAUCACACAAUUAUCAUCGUUCCACGUCAAAAUCCGCCCGAUCAAUGAGCAAAUCACCAGCGUCAAGUGGAAGUUCACAAAAAUCACGCUCGCCAUCACCCACAAAAUAUAGUUACAAAGAUGGUUCUGAAUCACCACAAUCAAAUCGUAGUUCACGUUCAAGAUCCAAUAAUCCAGAUUCACCACCCUCACGAUCAAAUCCCUGCUCUCCCUCACGUUCAAAUCAAGGCUCUCCAUUGAGGUCAAAUCAACGAUCACCGUCAAGAUCAAAUCCAGGCUCACCUGAGACACGAUCAAAUCGAAGUUGUUCCCCUCAAAUGCGUUCAAAUCGAAGUUCAUCACAUCGAUCAAAUCCAAGUUCAAAUUCGCGACCAGGUUCAAAUCGCAGUUCUCCUCAACCGCAAUCGCCCAAUUCACCGAGACCCGAUUCAAAUCGUAGUUUUUCAAGACCUCGUUCUAAUCAUAGUUCACCACGUUCACCGAAUAAUUGUCGUUUCCAACGAACAGGACCAAUGUCACCGAAAUCUCCACGUAUGACAUCAAGUCCAGCAUCACCAAAUUCUCCUCAAAAUGCUGAUGACUAUAAUUCCCCACCAAAUUCCCCAACGAUGUACAGAGGUCAUUCACCUAAAUCGCCACUUGAUCGUAACAGUGAAUCAAGACCAAGUUCACCAAAAUCUCCACGAUCUCCCGCAUCGCCAAGAACUCCCCUAACACCACAAUCACCACGAUCACCAAGAUCUCCCGCAUCCCCAAGAUCACAGCGUAGCUCUGUAAAAUCUCCCGACUCUGGACGAAAUACUCCAAAGUCAAUGAAAUCAUCGCCGAGUGUUGAUCGCCAUUUAAAUAAACGUUCAUCACCACAUUCGCCGGAAGGUAAAAGCAGAAAUUGUUAUAAUGAAAUUGAUGGUGAACAAAUAUCCGAUGGUGAUAUGGACGAUGUGUCACAAUCAGCGCUUAAAUCAAAGCCUACGCCAAUUUCUCAUGGCGAAGAUUUAUCCGAUGUUUCAGAUUUAGAUAGUAUGGACGAUGAUGGUGAUCGUGAGCAUGGACAAAAGAAAACUGAGGAAAUUGUUGAACAGCCAAUAUCUAUUGUGAAUAAUGAGAAAAUUGAGAGGGAGGAGAAAAUUGCACCCGAGAGUUUAGCUGAGGAAAAUGAACAAUUGGACUUUGAAGCUGAUGGUCAAUGGAAAGAUGAACGUGAGGAUGGAGAAACAGAGCCAGCACCAAUAAAAGAAACCAAGGAAAUCAAUGACAAAGAGCCAAAAGAUAAAGAUAAAGACAAAGUGAAAGCAAAAGAGGUGGACGAGGAAAACGAUAAAGAGGAUGGCGAAGAAGAAGAUGAUGAUGAUGAUGAAAAAGGUAAUUCCGAGUUGGAAGAAGGUGAGCUCAGCGAUGGUGAUGAUGCUCGUCCUGAAGAAACGGAACCACGACCUGUGUGUAGAUUUUAUAAUCGUGGUCAAUGCACUUGGGGUGUUAGCUGUAGAUUUUUACAUCCCGGUGUUACCGACAAGGGUAAUUACACUAUGUUUGAUAUGGUGAGACCAAUGGCAUAUCCUCCACAUGCUGGUGGUCCACAUGAAUUUCGGCCUCACAUUGAAAGACCAAGUUUAAUGAGACCACUUCCUGGUUUCUCUGCUGCACCUCCUCAUGUUCCAAAAACCGAUGAACUCGUCUCUGAAUCUCCUUGGGAACGUGGAUUACGUCAAGCUAAAGAAAUGAUGAGAAAAGCAAACAAACGUAAAGAAUCUGAUAUGGAUUUCGAGGAGAAGAAAAUGAAUUUGAGUUUAGGCCAAGAGGAACUCGAUAGAGAAGCCGGAUAUUAUGUGAGACCAGCGAGUCCUGAACCACCAAUAGAACGAUGGCCACCACGAGAACCUCCACAAAGAGUUUCUCGAGCACCUGCACCGAGAAUAACGCCAGAUCAUUAUGCAGAUGAACCCGAAGGAUAUUAUCCUCCAACUCCUCAUGAAUAUUACAGACGAGUUCAAUAUAAAUCGGAAGGCAGAAGUGGAAUGGAAAAUUAUAGAGAACGUUAUGAUUAUCAUUCGGUUCAACCACGUAAUGCUCCACAUUCAAAUUCACCACCGCCACAUCCACGCGAGCGUGAACGUGAUAGGGAACGUGAACGCGAAAGAGAACGUGAAUAUUAUGAAAAAUAUGAAAAGAAACAUAAACGACCCUCGAGGGAAGUGAUUGUUGAACGUAUACCAUCGUCUAAAACAUGGCGAGAGGAAGAACCACAACCAACAGAAAGAACUCGUGGCGAUGAAUGGGCUGAUCCUUGGAUGCGUCGAAAAUCCCCUGGUUCUGUUCGUAGAAAUCGAACCUCAUCGAAAAGAUCUCGACGACAAUCUUAUUCAUCAGGUUCAUCUUACUCAUCGAGCAGCUCUAGCCGUAGUACGAGCCAUUCUAGCUACACUUCUUAUGACUCCCAAUCCAGGUCCAGAUCACCGUCCCCUCCUUCUAGGUCCCGUGUUAAUGCAAAAACAAAAACCUUAACUGCUGCACCUCCUCCUGCUGUUGUUGCACCACCAGUACGUGGUGCAAUGUUAAUGAAUCCACCUGCUCCUUCUCCUCGCGGUAGCAAAGGCUCAACUUCACCUACUGGAACUCUACAUCGAAGAGCUGGACUCAAUCCACCAGCGCCGAGUCCAUUGACAACACAUCCUCGACAAAAUGACAAAACCAGAGACAAAGCAGCUCUUGCCGCUGCUGCUGUUGCUAAAGUUAUUAAGGGCCAUUCUCGAUCCAGAUCAUCUCACAGUAGUUCAGGAUCGGAUAGCAGUGGCAGUAGCAGUGAUUCAAGUGAAUCAAGCUAUUCAUCUUCAUCGAGUGAAUCGCGACGAAAAAAAGGAUCAACACCACCAAUUCGAAAAGAUACAAAAGCUCUCGAUGCCCUUAAGGUGAGCGGCAAUAAGCAACAAAUAAAGUUGACAUUGAAACCAUCACAGAGUGCAACAGCAGUUAAGAAAGUUGAUCGUAGUGCGUCAAUUGCUGGUAAAAAGAGACCGGCCGAAACAUCGCCGACGGUUGACAGUAAAGCAAGUGUUGCCGCUGCCGCUGCAAAAGCAGCCAAAAAAGCAAGUUCACGACGUGAGGAACUAUUGAAGCAACUCAAAGCUGUUGAAGAUGCGAUUGCACGAAAAAGAUCAAAAGUUUAAAUUCAAAUAACUUGGAGGAAAAAAGUUACUUUACUAUAUACAUGUUUCUUUGCCUUUAAAUAUAGAUAACACUUUAAUCAUACAGUAAAUUUUUCUCAAUUUACAGGAAUAUGUUAAAAGAUGGUCAUCUUUUUUUUUUUUUUUUUUUGUUUUUUAUAAACAAACUUUUAUACGCCUGUGUAAUUUGAUAAUUGUGCUCUAUUUUUUUAAAAAGAAAAGUGCGUAUAAAUAAAAUGUCCGUUACAUCUCUC